UAUACCUAUACACAUUAAUUUGAAACAUUGUGAUAGAACUGUAGUUUUUACAGCACGAAAAACGUUGGGAACACAAGAAUCACGUUUUAAUAUAGCUGAUAUUCUUGUCAAGUGCCUGCCAAUCCCAUAAUCCUGGACGUCAAUCACCGGGCUCUUUACAUAGGGAGAGCACCAUAGUGGGUUAAGAAUUAUAAGAAACCCCACUUGACAGAUAUAAGUUUUAAAUUUAUUUUCAUAACAGAGAACAUCGCUGAUUGUGACAACGAAUCAUCUGUAUAUUGCGGCAGAAGCGGAGACUGAUCCCUGAGAGCAAAGUGAUCUAUUGAUAUAGGGAGGGUGUUUUAGUGUUCUUCAAUUUUUUUUUUCUUUUGCCUUUAGAAUUUUUCUAAAGCGAAGUAAGCACAUAAUCCAGCCAUCAAUAACAUGUCAUCAUCAUCAGGUAGAGGACCAACGCCUCCCACGAAUAAUAGUCGAUAUAGCGAAUACGAGCAUUAUGAUUAUGACUAUUCCAAGAAUGGUGGUUCAUCAUCUAACGUAGGAGGUUCUAAGCGACCUCCAAAGAAACAGCAAUUUCAUCUGGGUACAAGUGGAACCUCUUCCAGACGGGACUUCACUAAAUCAUCAUUACCCGGUUCUUCAUCGCUCACACACUCUAUGAAUGGGCCCAGCGACGACUACUCCGGGUCUGUAAAUCAAAACUCGGGUCGUAGAUUUGGCCUGAACAGAGGCGGAGCAUAUGGGUCAUAUGGAGGAGGUGGUGGAGGAAAUCACUACUCUGGCGACAGAUAUGGAUACAAUAAGCCAUGGAGAUCUGGAUCUGGAUCUGGAUCUGUUUCUGGGUCUGGUCCAUCUGGGUCUGGGUCUGGAUCUGGGCCAUCUGGUGUACAUGAAGUUUCUGGCGUUGCGAACUCUUCACCACAAUCAUACAAUGUACGCCUGUCCAUGAAUGGCAAUCAUAACAAUAACUAUAGAAGUGAUAACUCAGUUCGAGAUAUACGAGAUAGUACUGGCGGUGCUAUACUGCCUUCGUUUGGCGGUAAUAGUGGCGGUGAGUAUAGAAAGGAUAGAUAUGAUUCUUAUUCCGGGAACAACAAUAAUAACCUCAACAAUAAUGUGAACAACUCAUCUAGAAGCUCUCUUUCCAAUUCCGUGUCCUCGAGACCACCUUUUCAAUCAAAAGACCGUCUGAGACUUAAUACAUUCCACGUCGGCGGAGGCCAAGGAAGUGGAAAUUUGCUGACUAGCGGAGGAAAGAGAAGUGAUACCUACUACCCUUCACGCAACUACAACUCCCUCAAUCAACCUUCAUUCAAUGGAAAGCAAUUAGACAGAUACUCCAAUAAUAAAUAUCGUGGUUCGUCAUCGUUUAAAAAGGGGAAAAGAGGAUAUGGAGAUGACAUUGAUAACGCAUAUGAUCAAAGACGAGAUUAUCGUAACUAUCAACAUGGGUACUCUGAAACUUCAACAGAGGAAUAUCAUAAAACAUCCUACGACAAUAACGUCCAUAGGUUCAAAACUAACAAUAAAGAUACCAAUACUGAUAAUAGCGGUGGUAGCAGUGCCGUUGAUCCUAACAGUACAUAUGAAAGUAUACAUGAAAAGGAUAUUAAUUCAAGUUUGAAGGAAGGAGAUAUUUCUAAGAAUAGUGAAGAGGGGCAAGAAGAUGACGAGGAAGAAGAAGAUGUGACUCGAAGCACAAGAAAUCGUAACAUUCUUGAUGAUGCGGAUGAGGAUGAAGAUGAAGAGGAAGAGGAAGAGGAUGAGGUGGAUGAUGAAGAAAGUACUCCAAAGCCUGAAAUCAAACUAGAGGAUGAAAAGGUCAAAGCGGAACAAAAUAUUCAAUCCGUUGAUGUAUCGAAUGAAGUGUGCUACGCAAAUGGGUGUAACUUUCCUCUCAACUAUCUCGAUACGAAGUACCUUGAACUCCAAGAAGAGUUUGAAACUUUGGAGAAACAUGAGGAAAAAUAUUCAAUGGUUAUGAAGUAUUCUGUUGAAAAGCCCACUUUAGAUUUCAAAGAACAUGCAUUUUAUAUUCAAAACAUCAAGGCGUACAUAAACCACAAGAAAGAUUUUCUUUCUACGCAAUUGAAUAAGAAUGCAAUUGCAAUGAAACAGAAGAAGCUUUCGCUUUGGAACAAAAUGAACAACGAUGAGAAGAAAUGGAAAGUCAAAAGUAUCAAUAUGGAUCAACAAUUAUCAAUUAUUCAUUCUGCUGAUGAUGAGAUGAGGAAAGAAUUGGACUCUAUUGAUAUCAGAGCGAAACAUGACACAUUACCGGAAGCAACUACUGGAGCUGCUGCCGAUGACCAUUCGAGCGUUGGCGCGCAAUCAGGUGUAGGAAAUGGAGGGCUUCCAGUAUCUGGUGGUGGACGUCGUAAUCGUAGACAUGGAGACCUCGUGACAACUGAGGCAGAAUUUCAAGAAAUUCUUCAAUCCUUGGGAAGAGAACAGGCAGAAGACCCCAUGGUAAAGGCUGAACAUGUUGCUGCUAAGAUACCAGAUUUUAUCUUGGAUCCAAUACAAAGAAACUACGUGAAAUAUAUGGACUCCAAUAAUAUAGUGCAGGAUAAGGAUGUUUGGUCUAGACGAAUCCAUAGUGAUUUUGAUGAUAACUUUUCAGCUGAAGAACAUGAGCUAUUUACUGAGGGUUUCUGUAUCAAUCCCAAACGAUUCGGGGCUAUUUCAAGACACAUGGGUGGUUUGCGUAGCGCAGAAGAAUGUGUGGUACAUUAUUAUGUUUCCAAGAAAGAUGUUAACUAUAAGCAAUUGGUAUCGCAGUACAAAAAGAAAGCUAAUAAGAAAAAUAAUCGUCGUAAAAAUGCCAAACCAAGAUCUGUUUCACUGUCUAAUACUCCAAUUUCCACUCCAGCUACAGACAGUGUGAAUGAAGAAAUUGCUGUGGAUACGUCAGCACAAGUGAAGACUUCUGAAGAAUUAUUCACAGAAACUGGAAGACGUAAGCGUGCCGCAGCACCAACUACAUUUGAUACCAAGCAUGAGAAGAGUGAGAAGAAGGAUAUUACUGACGAGCAACCAAAGAAAAAGGUCAAGAAGUCGAAGCCUGAAGGGGAAGAUCACGCUGUGGAUGAGAAACAUGAUAUUAUUGUUCCUGAAGCAACAACUACUUCUGCCGUUGCGGAUGAAACUACGCUAACCACGGACUCUUCUCAGCCUCUGUCCGUUCCUCCUAAGACUCCACUUGUUCCAGUGGUAUCAACUGCUGAAACUAUCGAAAAUAGUUCUAUUGAAGAAACUCCAGUCGAGGAUGGGAAUCUGACAAACAAAAUUGAAAGUUCAUCAGCCCCUAUUCCAAUUCAAGAUACGGCUACCGACAAUGAAACUUUUCAAGAUAGUCACACAUUUUAUGAUGGUAGAGAGGAUAAGAGAAGAGCAAUCACCAGUUAUUGGAGUAUUACAGAAGCCACAGUCUUCCCUGAGCUAUUAGCGGAACAUGGAACGAAAUGGACCACAAUAGCCGAUAAACUAGCUACUAAAACGGCUACUAUGGUGAGAAACUAUUUCCAAAGAAAUGCUGAAAAACAGAACUGGGGAGAAGUGGUUCGUAUUGCUGAUGCUAGAUCUGAAGCUAAGUUUGCAGCAGUGAUUGGAACUAAGAACGACAUUGGUGAGCCUAUCUCCAAUCCAUCGCCUUCUUACUCAUAUCAUGGGUAUCCUGAAUCCCAAGCGCAAACUACUGCCAUCGUGUCUACUCCUGGUAUUGCUAUAGGCACUUUCCAACAUAAUAAUUCUCAUCCGCCAGUAGUCGGUGCUGUUGUGGAUAAACAACCAUCUCAAGUCCCACCUGCGAGUAUUAAUAAGGGUGGUCAUUCAAUCACUUCUCUUUUACUGAACGAUGAAAUAACCACCCCAACUGUUACAUAUCAAUCUUUCAAGCAACCAGAACAAAAACAGGUUUUGACUGACACUCAACCAGUCAUAACUACACAUAAACCACCUACUUCUCCACCACAAAGAUCGUCAAUUAUGAGUUUAUUGAACUCGGACAGUAGUCCGGCAAAACCUACAAAUAUUGUUUCCAAUGGACCAACUAUGCCACGCAAAACUACCUUGACAUCAUUACUCAACUCCCCACAGUCUACUGUAUACGAGGGUCCAUCUGGACAUGGACUAAGCAAUUUACUCUCCGCAACCGAAGUUUCUCCACCCCCAUACACUGGGCCAAAGUGAGCUAAAAGAGGAAAACAAAAACUUCAUAAAAAUAUCAUCUACAACACAGAACCUUUGUACUAUAUUCAUUCAGCUAGGAAGUGAAAAUCAAAUCAAAUAUGUAUCAUAGCAAUGAGGAGUCGUCAAUUGAUAUUCCUACCCUCAUAA
This is a messenger RNA of [Candida] anglica, 4335 nucleotides long. NCBI's taxonomy places the organism in Eukaryota, Fungi, Ascomycota, Pichiomycetes, Serinales, Debaryomycetaceae. The record is from the annotation of a GenBank genome assembly.